Molecule: messenger RNA, 3258 nt
Organism: Xylona heveae TC161
Lineage: Eukaryota; Fungi; Ascomycota; Xylonomycetes; Xylonales; Xylonaceae
Exons: 3
Coding region: 478-2850 (790 amino acids)
Molecular function (GO): protein binding
Source: RefSeq, a predicted model, not a curated record
ACACAGAUCCACACACAAACCCCCCUGGUCGCCACAACCACACUCCCCCAAUCUUAAACGGCUACUGCUUCUGUGGCUCGACUGUCGCUCGUUGACGGGAGCCCUCCUUGGCCGCCAAUCUGCUAACCCAUAGAAGGAACAAAACCUUUGCUCGAAUCCGGAAACUGGUAACAAUUUAUAUCGAGAACAACCAAAGCCUCAGCCUUUGAGCGUGGAUCGGAAAGAGGCGUCGCAUGUCCAGUUCUGAUCCCGGUUGAUACAUUCACGGUAUUGGCUUCAGCACUGGAGCACUGACGCUACAAAAACGGCCUUGCAUGCAUUCGACUUUUGCGCGCUUCACUUUACCGGACGCCCCUCGGUCACGGCAAGGCCCUGAUCCGACUUGAGCGCCAAUCUUCACAUCUGGGCACAGCUCACUGGCAUAUUUCUUCUAUCGCCCAACACCUACUGACCUCUGUCGGAUUGGUUCAGAGCAUAAUGUCUCGCUCAGUCCACCUUGACCUGGACUCGCAAGGCAAUGGGCGACCACAAUGGGCAGGUUACCGUUCUCCAACUGCUCUUUCCCCGAGGCUAAACCACACCGACGGCGAUAUUCCACCUGCCUUGUCACCAUUAGAUGCUUUCGCCGAGCAAGGACGUUUGCUCGCCAAGCAACUCGAAGAGAGUCGACGCAAUGGUCGCCGCAUGAGCAGGCUUCCACCACUCCAUGCGGAUGCGUUUGUGCGUCCUGGAUUCUAUCGUUCUAAGUCUGCGAGUGCCGGUCUCGAAAGCGACGAGGCCGAAGACGACAUUGCUCCUCUAGAGAGAUUGGGUAUGGUUCGAGAAACAGAGGAUAUUCCUUUUCGCCCCAAGUCAUUCUACCCUCGAUUAAGCGGCACACCUCUUCUGGAAGAUGAAAUGGAGGAUGCCGACUGGAUGCAAAGGAGGGACUCUACCGCGACAGUGGGAUCGGAGAUGGGUAUCUUGGGUCCGCUUCGAACCCAGUCUCCUGACCCUUUACCCGACGUGCCAGAGGAGCAAACAGGGCGAAGUGCCGCUUCCAGUCCUCAGCCGCAAAGGAAUCUUAACUCUGGUCCCCCCCGAAACCUAGCGCGAACUGAGUCUACUGACAGCCACGGGCCGAGCCCGCAACCCCAGUCGAGCGUGGACUCGUACCGAAGUGGGCAAGUCUCUAGAAGUGCGUCUUCAAGCAGCCUGACUCCAGCCCUCAGGUCGCAACCGAGCUUGGAUUCAGUUCGCCGACGAGGUGCGGUCCGUCAGAGCUCGACAGGCAGCCGUGGUCCGAGUCCCCGGCCCAAGAGGAGUCUUUCUUCAACGAGACAACAAUCAUUGGCACGUAAAGAGUCUUCAGACAGUUUGGCCCCCCCAAGAUCUUAUGGACCAACUUCUGCUCCCAGGUCGCCCAGUAUGCGUGCUGGCGCCUCGAACGGCAUGCGAUCUGUCGCUCCUGAAUCGGAUGUCGAGGAAGAGUCUGGCAUGAGCGCUUCUUUCGGUUCAAUUCAACGGCAGGCGUCAUCGAGUAGCCAACUUUCCGCUCCUCAUUCUCCGCAAUCCUUCCAUGGUCCACCUCCACGUUCUCCCUCGAUUAGUUCUGAGCAUUCUGUUGGUGGACCAUCGCAACCUCGAAACUUGCGACCGGCUAUGAACUUUUCUCGACCGCGGAGCAGUGCUGGUCCGCGACCAGCAUUUGAUGUAUCGUCUCGUCAAACCUCCUCAGAGAGUCAGAGAUCCUUUUUUGUCGACGACUCAGCUCAUACCCCACAAAGUAUGAAUGGAGAAGGUUACUUUGAUCCGAAUGAGCCGAAACAAGGUGCAGCACCGGCCCUGGUUUACUCGAAAUACUCAUUGCCCCGCGGGAGAACGCUCGAAAAGGAUUCUACCGUUAUACAGAAGAAAGCUACACAUCAUUUCCAUUGGGAAGAAUCAAAUUCUUCAGCACAGCUUGUCUCCCAGCGACCAGCUGAAAACCGGCCGCCGUCUCCAGAGUCGCCGCCGCGCGCCACCAUGGUGCCUGAUCAGAGACCGGCCACGCCUGAGCAAGCUAAGGAGGAACCAAAGUCGGCUGCGUCACCACAAUUGGCAGCAAGCGCCCCGGGACGCCCGGCUUCUCCCUCGGUCGAUUCGAACAGUACGAUUAAAGCCGGAUCUUCAAGGCGGUCCUUGGGGGCUUCGAUGGAAUUGACUGCUGAAGACCAUCUCGCCAAGGGCAUCGCGUGCCACCAGAAAGGCUCGUUGAAUGAGUCCACAUAUCACCUGCGUAUUGCCGCCAGAAAGAACCACCCGACAGCGAUGCUUCUGUAUGCAUUGGCUUGUCGUCAUGGCUGGGGCAUGCGUCCCAAUCAGAGGGAAGGGGUCCAAUGGUUGAGAAAGGCCGUGGACUCUGCUGGUCUUGAGGUUGCCGAUGACGAGACGCCUGCGAAGAAUGCGAAACCGUCGGAUAUCAUGGAGCGCAAAGCGCACCGAAACCAGCUCGCCCUAGGUAUUUACGAGUUGGGAAUAAGCCAUAUGAAUGGCUGGGGCAUUGAACAAGACAAGGGUCUUGCUCUUCGCUGUUUUGAAAUCGCAGGAACCUGGGGAGAUGCUGAUGCGUUGGCUGAGGCUGGAUUCUGCUAUGCAAAAGGCGUUGGCUGCAAAAAGGAUCUGAAGAAGGCGGCCAAGUUCUACCGCAUGGCUGAGAGUAAGGGCAUGAGUAUGGUUGGCAAUAGUUGGAUCUAUAAGGACAAAUACAAGGACGAUGACGACGAUCGACAAAGCCGAGCUACCAAGAAAGAUAACAAUGACAAGGCUGGUCGUGAUAAAUCUCGUACCCGAACCAUGUUUGGACGCAAGCGAUCUGUGAAUCGUGCGUGACGAUCAUGUAUCUUGCUGGAGUUUGCUCGUUUUCAUGAACACGAGUGGCACAGUCUUCAGUUCAUCAUCAUUUGCAUACUUUACUUUUAUCACUGGCGUUCGUGGAUGGCAUUUUCAUUGAUGGUUGGCUGGCUGGUCAGCAAUUUCCUUUCCCUAUUGUUUCUUAUCCUUCUUUUCUGCUUUUUCAUAUUUUUACGUUCUUCUACAUCUCCGGUCGAAUGAUUCCCCGGCGUUGCUGUGGCAUAUUAUAUCAAUUUUCCUGCGUCGAGGAUUUGAGGUUGUUUGAUGGAUAUUUUAUUGUGAUUGCAAGUCAAUGAUGAGCAAAGCACCAACUACCACUUUUUUUCUUUGGUAAUCUUGCUUAAAAUUCAUGUAGCUUGAACCUUUUAAUUGGGUUAUCCUUGGCCU